AUGGGUUCUACACUGGAUUAUGGAUUUCUCUUCCAGGAAACAAAAGUAAAGCUGAAAUUCGAUUGCUUUUCAGAGUGGGAACUCGUGCCUGCAGGUGUUCCUCUGGGCACAAAAUUGGGGCAUUGGCUAUUUUUGAUAAUGAUUAACGAUCUCAGGUUACCAAAUAAUGAAAUGUGGAAAUUCGUGAACGAUACCACUGUUAGUGAAGUAAUUGAGAAAGAUCAAACAAGUAACUUACAAAACCAAAUGGACACAUUAGCGAACAGCAUCUCGUGUGAUAAAUUCCAGUUAAAUGAAACCAAAUGUAAAGAGAUGCAAAUUUCUUUUGGAUCUAAUACCAAUGACCUUCAACCAAUUACUAUCAAUAACAUUACACUGGAUAUUGUCCAACACGCGAAAGUUUUGGGAAUGUUUAUAGCCAGUAACCUUAAGUGGAACAUCCACGUAAAUGAAAUAAUUAAGAAAUGCCGUAAACGCCUCUAUUAUCUUAUUCAACUAGAACGAGCAAAUAUCGAAGUCAAGGAAUUGCUCCAAUUUUACAAAACGUGUAUAAGACCUGUCUUGGAGUAUGCUCUUGGAGUAUGCAACGCUGAACAGCGUUGUUUCAGAAGAUAG
Xenia sp. Carnegie-2017 is the source of this 615-nucleotide messenger RNA. RefSeq lists its product as uncharacterized. Lineage: Eukaryota; Metazoa; Cnidaria; Anthozoa; Malacalcyonacea; Xeniidae. The record is from RefSeq and is a predicted model, not a curated record. The transcript has a single exon. The coding region runs from base 1 to 615 and encodes 204 amino acids. Gene Ontology annotation, molecular function: methyltransferase activity; 2-oxoglutarate-dependent dioxygenase activity.